UACACCGCCCUUGACCAUUUGACACCUGAUGACAUAACCUUAAUCGCUCAUGUUAAAUAACCUAUCUUUCUGGCCUCGAAUCUUUUGAAAAUUUCCAAAUAAAUAACAGAACCAGCCGAAAACAUGAGCGUCCCAUUGCCCCCAGGUACUGGCUUAGAAAAUAUAGACGGUGAACAGAUCAAGACGUUCAAAGACUUCUUAAUAUCGUAUAAUAAAUUGAGCGAGCUGUGUUUCACGGACUGUGUAUCAGAUUUCACGUCUAGGAAUAUCAAGGGACCAGAGGAAAAGUGUGCCCUGAAUUGCCUAGAGAAAUUCCUCAAGGUGAACCAGAGGAUAUCGCAGCGCUUCCAGGAGUUCCAGCUUUUAGCAAAUGAAAGUGCUAUAGCAGCAGCACAGAAAAUGGAGAAAAGCAAAGGAUGAAACUUGGUUUCGUUCUUAGGCCAAAUUUUAAAGUAUGUGCAUUUGUUAGUCAUGAUUUUUUGUUAUUUAAGAUGUUUAGAGUUCAAUAAAGUAUUUUGUUUUUAAAGCA
This is a messenger RNA of Acanthoscelides obtectus, 529 nucleotides long. Lineage: Eukaryota; Metazoa; Arthropoda; Insecta; Coleoptera; Chrysomelidae. The record is from the annotation of a GenBank genome assembly.